Chara braunii is the source of this 4729-nucleotide messenger RNA. The record is from the annotation of a GenBank genome assembly. Lineage: Eukaryota; Viridiplantae; Streptophyta; Charophyceae; Charales; Characeae.
GGUCGAAGGAUUGCCCGUCGUUGUCGGCUGGAGGCUGGAGGCUUCUUCGGCAUGACUGACUCAAGUUCUCUUUGAGCAAGGAGGAAGUUUGAUUCCAAGUGAGUGGGGGUAUGGACAGUUACUCAGGUGCCAAGCCAGAAGACUUCCGCAGAGGGGCGCCAUGCGUAACCUCCAGGCUAUGGUGUUGGUGAAUGGUUCGCCAUAUAUGAGGAGUGCUAUGUGACUGCACGGUUUAUCAUACCAGGAUUUGGGUUCCUUGGGUAGAAGGGAAUGUUGUGGUACCAGUGCACCUAUAUUCACAUGCGGGAGUGCUUGCGUGCGUGGGAUGUUUUUUGGUGGUAGUAGUCGUGUGCGUGGAGGGGAGUUAUGAUGGCGGUUGUUUAGGGGGAGAGAAAAGAGAGAGGAGGAGGCGGAGAGAGAAGAGAACGAGACGCAGGGAGGAGAGAGAGGAGGUGAGAAAAGAGAGAAGGUGGGAAAGCUAAAGAGGGGAAGACAUGUGAGCGAGCAAGCGAGCGAGCGAGCGAGAGAGAGAGAGAGAGAGAGAGAGAGAGAGAGAGAGAGAGAGAGAGAGAGAGAGAGAGAGAGAGAGAGAGNGAGAGAGAGAGAGAGAGAGAGAGAGAGAGAGAGAGAGAGAGAGAGAGAGAGAGAGAGAGAAGUUCUUGGGUGGGCAUGACACUUGAUUAUGACGAAAAUGACAGUAUCCAGCAGUGCAAGGCUUUGAGCACCCGUCAUCUUACCUUGUGAAUACGAUCGAGCAGGGACAUCCUUUUCACUUUUCGCUUCAUCAAGAAUGUGUCCUCGUCUAUAUGUUGUCAUUUGUUUCCUUAAUGAGGACGAAACUACGUAUACACCCAGUGGAGGUGCACGCAGACAUACAAUGAGAGCAAGAGAGAGACAAACAGGUAGGUAGGUUCAUAGAGAGAGAGAGAGAGAGAGAGAGAGAGAGAGAGAGAGAGAGAGAGAGAGAGAGAGAGAGAGAGAUGUCUGCUUCUUCUUUGAUCCAAGAGUUGGGUACAACAUCGAUCCUGUCCAGAAGAAAAGACCGAUCAAGUUUGCGAGCUUUGCUGUUGCCAUCCUGUUGUCUCAGAGAAUCGGUGAUUUUUCGGUUUCUUCACGCCUCCUGGAGUGCCAGAGGAGGACAUUUUCCUGGAGUGUGCUAUGGCCCGAAGGCCCAAGAUGGUAGUAGAGAUGUGUUCCUACAUCGUCGGUUGAGAGGGAGUGGGCGAGAUCGGGGCAACAGCCUCUUGCCUUCGGCAACGGGAUUGCCAACGUUUUGGAAAUCGACCGAUAAGCAGAGGUCGGAACUUUGGUUUGCUAGCGAGCGACAUGGGGGUAGUAGUUGGAUGGAGAGGAAGAGAAAGGGGAGGAGGGGUGUGACGGGCAAGAGGGCAACAGACGUUGCUUCAGCAGGUCUCUCUCUCACCAUCAAAGGACUGGAGGAGUAUGGCUCUCUGGUUCGUCUGUGUGAUGGGCGGGCCAUAGGUGUUUCCAAGGGACAACCGUCCCGAUCGCGAUUGCAAUCGCCAUUGCUAUCCUCUCUGCGGCCACUGUUUUCCUUCCAGGUUGGCACUUUGAAUGGGAUACCGGCUCCUUGGUCUAAUGUCGCGGUGACUGAGGCCGCGGCCAUGGCUGACACAUUGGCACAGGCUGCUGACGUCGCAGCCAUGACAAAGACAGACGAGGACGAGGAGACAACAGUUGUGCCUUUGACCCGCCGCCAGCACCAUCCCAAUCCCAAUCGCCCUGGUUGUUUAUCUGGACUCGCAAAUGUCGACCCCAGCUCAUGGGAUCCCAAGCAACUUGCUAGGGUUUUUCGGCGGCUGCAAAGGUCAGGAGGUCUGUCAGAAUCCUGUGUCAGUCUGGCCGACUUGCGUUGUCUGCUGCUGAGCUGCUGCCGCCGAAAGCUGGUGGAGGAUGCAUGCGCUGUCCUCAACGGAAUGGAAGAUCUGUUCCUCGGUUCCGUGCCUGUUGGCUGCUACAAGGCGGUGAUCGAGGGUUAUGGCACUGUAGGACGCCUCGGCGACAUGGAGACAGUGUUUGCAAGAGGGAUGGAGAACUGCUGCUCACUGGGAAUGAGGAGGGGGUUGUAUGAGAGUAUGAUCGUGGGGUAUUGUGCAGCGGGGAGGGUCGAGCAAGGGCUCAGUGUCUUCCGAGAGGGCAAGGAGGUAGUAGGCAGCUUGGAUGCCAGAGCGUAUGGAAUGCUUAUCAAAGCAUGCGGAAAGCGGGUAGGGUACGAGAGUGAGGCAGAGAGGUUGUUUUGGGAGAUGAGGAGUAUUAUGCUGAAUGACAACAACCAAAGGAGAGAGACAAAGGGUGGUAGUGUGAGAGAGAGUGAAUCAUCGUCAUCCAGUGUCAGGGAGGAGAGGCAGGCGAGGGUCGUUGCCGCGGCUUACAGCAAUGGUCUGCAGGCUUUGACAAGGAAUGGAAACGCGAGAAAGGCGUGGAAGGUGUUCGACAGAGAUACACACCGCAGGGGAGGAGGAGGAGGAGGAGGGAGGCUCUCCUUUGGCGGUGUGUUGCCCAGCGGCUAUGAGGCAUCAGCUCGCGCUUGCGCGGCAAUGGGCUGGACAGAGACAGGCAUCGACAUGCUGAAGGAAAUGAAGUGGGUGGCAAUGCAGGUCAAGGGAGAGGGGAGGGGAGGAGAAUGGGGAGAGGUGGAAAUGGAAUUCUCCCCCUCUGCUUAUGCUGCAUUGAUCGACUUAUACAUUGCAGGGGGAAGGUAUGCAGAUGUUGUCCAAACGGUUCAGCAGAUGAAGAAGAAGGGUGUGCCACCCACCUGUGCGCUCACAAACACGCUGGUUCGCGCAUGUGCUGAGGGGCGUGGGCAAUGGGUGGGGAGGUUGGUCCGCCUGCUUCGCAGGAGUAGCUGGGAGAAAUGCCGCAUUGCUUGCAUGUUACUCUUCCCCUCACGACAAGCACGCAGUUUACAAUCUAACGGAUCGGCGGUCAGAAAACGGGAGAAAGAAGACAACGUCAUGGGGGCCAGAGAGAACUUGGGCCACGUCUCACGAGCACAGCAAAUGCCACAGGCUACGGAUCAUUGGCCGGAACUCGAGGAAGAGCAUUUCCCUUUUACAGUCACGACGAGUGAAAAAUAUGUGGAGAGGGAAGAAGAGGGGCACAUGGUGGCAGCGGGUGUGCCUGGUCUGAAGGGAAGAGAUGGUGGCCUAGCUCUGCGUGUCCCUAUGAGGAGUAGCGGAAUAGACGGUUAUGUUGAUGGCAAACAACGGAGAGCUGCGCAGGGCCUGGAGCAACGGGAUUUCGAGGACGGCUUCACAGAUGGAGAAGACAAGGAAGAAAAAGAAGAAGGAGGUGGUGAUGACAGCGAUUAUGUGUGGUCCAGGUUAGGUAGAGUGUUUGCAAAGCAGGCGCGCGAAGAGUCGUAUACUGAGAAUGCGUCUUUUUGCAACACGUUGGUAGACGCAUUAUUGUACAGGGGAAUGGUAGGGAGAGCUCAAGAGGUGAUCAAGGCAGCAAGGAAGACAUGGCCAUCGUAUGGAAAAAUUAAAUGGGGCACGCGUGCAGCCAACUGGUCACUGGAUUGCAGGGGACUGUCAGCCGGAGCAGCGCGACUGGUGCUUCUCGAUUGGCUGGAAGAGCUUGCCAUACGAACGAGUCAUUCAGCACUGCAGUUGGACCGGGAGGGAGGAGAGCGAGGUCGUUCUUGUCUCCUUCCCCUUGAUGUAAAAGUAAUCGUCGGCCAUCCGGUGGGGAAGCAGGGUGAUGAUGACGAUGGAGACGGUGGUGCUCGUGAGGGAGGUAGUGUUUGGGUUGGCCUGGAAGGAAGCGGCAGGGUAUCUUCACCGUCCUCCUUGACGGGCGUAGAGAGGCGGGAACAGAAAUUUCCUAAAGUGGGAAAUGUGCCGUCUUGGUCGGGAGUGAGCAUUCUCGCAGGAGAGGGGGGGAAGGAGGAGAUUAGCACGAAGGGGGGAUCACCUGCGAGGAUUAAUCAUAUGGAGAUCCCCGAGCAGCAGCAGCAGGGUUGGAAUCAGCAAAGGCCCUGCUUCCCGCUGUCAAAUGGAAGGGGGGGGUUAGGAAAGGGGGCUGUGAGGAAGUCGGUGAUGGAAGUCUUGACGGCCUUGAACUCGCCGUUCAGUCAGUCUAGAGAAGAUGACAGUGUGUUGGUGGCCGGCGCAUCCUCCAUGAAGAAUUGGCUAAGUUCCGUGAACAUGCCUAUAACAGAGAGAUGGCUCGGGUGCCAGCAGAACUUUCUGGACCAGAGAGCGGCAGUUAGACGGAAUGGAGUGGCAAAACCUUUCAGGCCGAAGAAGGUUGCUGUCAUCCCUGCCAAGGGCAAGUCGAGAAGGAUGCUGUCUAGAGAGGAGGAGGAGGAGGUAGUUAAUUAUAGAGAGGAAACUGUGAAUACAUGGAGAUUGUGAUAUCAACACUAUACCUAAGUGGGCCGCGGGGGUAUGCUCCGUGCCGAUUUCUUGGUUAACUCGGUUUCUUGGCCUUUCGAUGUACAUCUGGACGGUCCAGAACGCGGCAGAGCUCCUUUUUAACUGAAUGCUAGUGCUCGCGUAAGCGCCAUGUACUCGUUUUUUCUUCUCCUUUCUUUGUGGGCGAUCUGGACGUCUGCGGUUGAGUUUUGCUACCGAGCAAGCGUGGCCUUAUUCUCUGGCGGAAAUACGAAGCAGAAAAGUUAACACAGCAGGUGAAAACACAUUAAAAAAAGAAUCAUCACCGUGCAUACCCAUGAACUCUUGAAAAGUAAACGUGGCACGGUUUG